AUGCGGCAGCACUCUCUGUACGCGUCGAUGCAAUGCGUCGUCCACCCUACAGAGCUCGAGGCGGUCGAGCUGGUCGCACUUGAGUCGUGUCUCCGGGACGGAGGUGCCACGCUGCUGACUGACGCCAGCGCUGCUACCGGCAGCGCCGUGACACAUAUCGUUUGCCAUCCAAAGUCCUAUGAGACGUUUGUGGAGCAGCGGAACGAGCGCUUUGUGGCUCUGGUGCGGCCCGACCCGAACCCGGCGCUCAUCUUCUCCACGCUCGCGAUUUCAGCUGGAACAAUGGAGAAAGACCCGCGGAAGGUCAUGAAUGGACUCAUUUCGCAUUAUGGCGGGCAGAUUGUUGACCACAACGACGUCGCUCGAGGAGCGACGCAUAUUUUGUAUCGAGACGAGAGCAGUGACGAUGCUGCGAUGGUGGAACCUGAAGCAGAGCAGGAGGGAGACGAGAAACUACUCCAGGUUCACUUUUCGAAAACUGAUCUAGGUCGGAGUGUUGACGCCUGGCGUCAGCAUUUGUCGUCGCAGUCACUAGACUCGACGUUCUCGCUGCCUAGUUGUGUUGUUGCCUACAUGGGACAACAUGCUGGACUGUCCAAGCAACAUCAUGUCAAGUAUACGUGGAUUGAAGAUUGUGUGAUGCGACAGAGUCGCGUGCUAGAAGGUCCUUUUGAUCAUAGACCUACUGGAUCUUCUGCUGUAAAUGUGGACAAGAAGAAGCGCAACUGGAAGACGCAGCCGAAAGUGCAGCUAGAUGAUCUGAAUUUUGGUAAGUAUGCACAGGUGUAUCAGCAUGGGAAGACGGAACUCGGCACAGAACUCUCAGUCGUUCGCAAGCUAUCUAAUGAGAAACUGAAGGCGAUGAAGAAAACGUUACAAGGCGCGAUUGUACUCCUCGCGCAGCAUAUAGCUCCACUGCUACGACAAAAGCUGUCGGACAUGUUGAAGACAGUGGACGCCAAGGUAGCAAAUGUCCCGUUGGGUGACUCGUAUCAGGAAAUCGUAGGCAAAGUAGUCAUGAACGCGUCGUUUAUCGUUUGUCGAUACCGUGGCGGAUUUGAGUACAAUGAAGCCGUGCGUCAAGACAAGAAAGUGGUGAGCGUGUAUUGGGUUCUUGCAGGACUUGUGCAAGUGCGGAAGCCUACUUCGUUCAAUGAGGCGAUUCAGCGGCCAGUUCGCUCAUUUGGUGGUAUUCCCGGAAUGCAUUCUCAAGUUAUCACUUUAUCAGGGUACUCGAGUCAGUCCAGCCCAACACGCGAAGAAUUGCAGAUUGCUAUCCACGCCACCGGUGCAUGCUUACUUCCGGUGCUUUCCCGGACGCAUUCGACGCACCUCCUAUGCCACGAUGCCACCGGGGAGAAGUAUAAGAGAGCGCUGAGCUGGAGAUUCGACAAUGUCUUGAGCCACAAGUGGGUUUUCGCAUGCUUGUCAAAGUGGGAGCAUGUUGCCGAAGAUGCGUUCCGGUACAACGUCAACAAGGAGCUGUCUGGAGAUACGGUCGGUACGGCAUUAGAUGGCGGUCCGAAGAAGAAGCCUGGCAGAAAUAAUAAAGUCGACGAGGCAGCACUGAUCGAAACGACCGUAGGAACUACGCCUGUCGCCAGAAGUGCAAAAAAGGCGAAGAAGGCUGGUCAAGGGCGCUUUGAUGUUGACGGCAUUCUCACGGAGAUCGACAAGGUGCCUACUCCUAGUGACAAGACGAUCCCAGCUAGCAGCACGGUGACGACACCGGCGACAACCUCCAAUCUGUCGAGCUCGACGCCCGGCCAUUCGAAAGACGUAGCUUGCACGUUGUUCGAUACACCAACAGACACAAACACUUCUCCAAAGAACAAGCGAAAAUCUCGACAUAAACGGUCUGACCAAGUGUUCACAAGUAUGGGAGUCUCGGAAAGAGAACGUGGUGAGAAGGCUGUGGGAACUGGUGUCAAAGUCGAAGCUGCGAAGAAGUCACCGUUUGGUAUCAGCACUCUGGAGACAGCGAGCACCGUUGCAGCUGAUCAGGACACAGCGACAGCAAUACAAGUGUCUGCAAAGAAACUCAAAACAACGAAGCGCAAGGGUGAUGACGACCCGGAUGGAUUGGAUACAUUGAACAAGAGCACUGUAAAGAAGCAGAAAAAAGAGGUUGUCAGUGCUACAGUAUCGGCUGGAUCCUUGGCUUCAAGAAGUAGGCGUGUAUUCCUCUUGACGGGCGAUCGAGACCAGGCAACGAUGCACACCGCGAUAAUCACUUCAUUGGGUGCAACCGUUGGUGAGUUUGGUCGCGUAUUCGACAACAACUGUACGCACAUUAUUUGCAGCGAACUUAAGCGGACGGAAAAGUUCAUUGCUGGAUGCGCAGCUGGCAAGUGGAUUGUCAAGCCAUCGUAUCUGGAUGCUAGCGCAAAAGCCAAAGAGUUUGUUGAUGAGACUGUACACGAGUGGGGGAGCCACAAAUCUGACAGUAAGGAUAUCGAUACGCGAAUAUGGCCAGGAGCGUGCGGGUACUGGCGCAAGAAGCGUGCAAGUGGACAUCCCGGAGCAUUUGCUGGUUGGCGUUUCUUUAUUCACGCGAAAUGCACUCCUCCGCGGGAUAUGUGUGAGCGGAUCGUUCUCGCUGGAAACGGCUCGGUGAUCCCGCUUAGCAAAUCUGCCGCUGACUUUGACCGUCUAGCGAAGGAGUCGACCGCCGACGCACCUGUCGUAGCUCUCUUUUCACCCGAAGUGCCAACCCGAGACCUGUGGCUGAAGAAGCUCAAGACACACAACAUUGAUUGUCUGAAGGCAAACUUUCUCAUUGACUACAUUUCAAAGAAGCAAACACUGCCUGUCAAGCGUGCAGACUACAGGCUGUAG
Molecule: messenger RNA, 2838 nt
Organism: Peronospora matthiolae
Lineage: Eukaryota; Oomycota; Peronosporomycetes; Peronosporales; Peronosporaceae
Source: the annotation of a GenBank genome assembly